Molecule: messenger RNA, 2132 nt
Organism: Populus nigra (black poplar)
Lineage: Eukaryota; Viridiplantae; Streptophyta; Magnoliopsida; Malpighiales; Salicaceae
Product: cysteine-rich receptor-like protein kinase 44
Exons: 7
Coding region: 10-1866 (618 amino acids)
Biological process (GO): carbohydrate metabolic process; protein phosphorylation
Molecular function (GO): chitin binding; protein kinase activity; ATP binding
Source: RefSeq, a predicted model, not a curated record
GGGCCAAGUAUGAGCAUCAACAUGACCAAUCUAGGAAUCCUUUUCGAUGAGUGGCGAGACGCUAUAGCUUCUGAUUCAAGAAAAUCUGGCAAGUCACAGUUGCUCUUGGUAAUGUCAGCUACUCACUCGCCUGCUCAGCACUCGGUUACUUAUCCUAUUGACAUCAUGAAAAGGACCUUAGAUUGGAUACAUCUUGUUGCAUAUGACUAUCAUGUGCCUGCAGAAUUUAAUUUUACUGGUGCACAUGCUGCUUUAUAUGGCACUUCAAAUUGGGUUAACACCGAUGAAUGGAUAAAGGAAUGGUUAAGAGGAGGAUUAUCUGCUAGCAAACUGGUUUUGGGUUUGCCUUACCAUGGUUAUGCAUGGAGACUGGUGAACCCCAACGAAAAAGAGUUUGGGGCACCCUCCUCGGGUCCAGGUGUAACAAGUGAUGGCUCCAUGGGUUAUAAGAAUAUUAAAUCUUUCAUUCAAGGUUAUGGCUAUGGAGCUGCAGCAGUGUACAAUUCUACCUAUGUUACGAAGCUUUUCGUUGUUGGGUCGACUUGGAUCAAUUUUGAUGAUGUGGAGACUAUCAAGGCUAAGGUUUCUUAUGCAAAGGAAAACAAUCUUAGUGGUUACAGCGUAUUUCAGCUCUCCAAUGACGAUAAUUGGAUUCUUUCUCGAGCAGCUCAGGGAAAAGAUGAAGAUGGGCUGAACAAGAGGAAGGUAUUGGUAACUAUUCUGGUUACGAUUGCUGUGGUCUUUCUCGUGUUGGGCACCAUAAUUUUUUGUUACUUUAAAAGGAAAAAACUCGGCUCAAAAGAAAUUGCUGGGAGUGUCCAGAAAUCACUAUCUGCUACUAGAGUUAUUAAUAGCGAGGCUCCAAAUCUGCAAGCACUCAGUUUUGAUACGAUUGCUGCGGCUACUAAUAACUUUUCGAGUGAAAACAAACUUGGAGCAGGUGGAUUUGGCUCUGUCUACAAGGGUAAACUACCUAACGGAAAGGAAAUAGCAGUGAAGAGACUAUCAAAAACUUCGACUCAAGGUGAAGAGGAGUUCAAAAAUGAGGUCACGCUUACAGAAAAACUUCAACAUGUGAAUAUAGUUACAGUUUUGGGAUUUUGCGUCGAGAGGGAAGAAAAGAUGCUGAUCUACGAGUACAUGCCGAACAAGAGCUUGGAUUUCUACAUCUAUGAUCGAAUCAGAAGAUACAUGUUAGAUUGGAGAAAACGCGUUCAAAUCAUUGAAGGUCUUACUCAAGGGCUUCUAUAUCUCCAAGAAUACUCAAAUUUUACCAUUAUUCAUCGAGACAUAAAGAGUAGCAACGUUCUAUUGGAUGAGGAAAUGAACCCUAAGAUAUCAGACUUUGGUAUGGCUAGGCUCUUCAGGAAAGAUGAACUCGAAGCAAACACAAGCAGGAUAGUUGGAACAUAUGGUUAUGUUCCCCCUGAAUAUGUAAGAAAAGGCAUAUACUCCAUGAAAUAUGAUGUUUACAGCUUUGGAGUUCUACUCCUGCAAAUCAUAAGUGGCAAGAAGAGUACACGUUACUAUGGUGCAGACGAAAACUGGAACCUUCUUGAAUAUGCAUAUGAAUUAUGGAAAGAUGGUGAAGGCGUGGAGUUUUUCGAUCCAACGCUAGACGAUUCCUUUUCAUCAUGUAAACUCACAAGAUGCCUGCAAGUUGCUCUAUUAUGCGUCCAAGAAAAUCCUUUGGACAGGCCAUCUAUGUUAAAAAUUUCUUCGAUGCUAAAAAAUGAAAAUGCGCCUAUCGCCACACCAAAAAGGCCUUCCUUUUCAACCAAAAGAGAUGAAGAGGAGGACAGUGUUAUCAGGAAUAAAAUUUAUUCUGUGAAUGAUGCAACAAUAUCUGACUUGGAACCUCGCUGAAGUAAGGGCUUUCAUGAACAGAACUCAAGAGUCUCUCCUUUUUUCUUCCUGGUUGAACUGAUUGUAUGUAUUCUUUCUAAGUCAUUGUGAUAGAUCCUAUUCUUUUAUAUCUUAAUGAUUGUUGGCUACCAAAAAGGGUCCAUCUCUCACAACAAUGUAAGAUCAUUUACUAUAGCUUUACAACCAGAUGUAUACAACAGUACAAAACGGAACUCAGCAGGAAUGAGAACCCAAUGCUUUGGAUAGAAGCCCUCAUUUUUACUUCA